Stegostoma tigrinum is the source of this 681-nucleotide messenger RNA. RefSeq lists its product as uncharacterized. NCBI's taxonomy places the organism in Eukaryota, Metazoa, Chordata, Chondrichthyes, Orectolobiformes, Stegostomatidae. The record is from RefSeq and is a predicted model, not a curated record.
AUGAUCCCAGGAAUGAAGGGCUUCUCAUAUAAGGAACAGGAUGGAUUGAUUGUAGAAAAUGUGCAUGGUAUUCCUUACAACAUGACUGUUGGUCCAGAAGUGAUAGCCAUCAUGGCAACUAUUUGUGCCACUGUGAGAAAUUUCUAUCCCAGUAUUCUUCUGGGUAUUCAACCAACAAGCACUGCUAACCAAGAACAAACUUACAUAUUAUCUUUUCUAGAUGCUGAUUUUAUUCAAGCUGAAGGUUUUAUGUUCUCGCAGAUUUCAGAAGAAGGUUUUCUUGAUGCAUGUGCUGGUGACCUUCUGAGAUACCACAAGCAAUUAGGAGCUGAACACACUCAAUUUUUUUCCGACAUUAACAAAAAAAAUAGCUCACUUGGUGUGACAUCAGAUGUCAGCAUAUCAGAGACAACUAGGACCGCUGAAUUCUUCGUGUGUGAUGGAAUCAUACUGGCUGGAAUUGCAACUGGGAAGCAGGCAAAUCCUGAGGAACUGAAGGAAAUGAAACAGGCUGUAAGAAUUCCUGUCCUGAUUGGUUCUGGUGUGAAGGUUGAAAACAUGGAGGAGUAAAUGGAUGCAGAUGCCAUGAUUACUGUACAUUUCAAGAAAUCGGGAUUCUAGCCCAGUGAAGUUGAUUUUGAACGAAUUAAGAAAUUCAUGACAAAGGUAAAGCAACCCUGA